GCAUUCUAGUGCAACGUGAAUGUAGCUUCAUUGUUGCAUUACACAAUAUUAUGCAUAAUUUAAAAUUACGUUUACCAACGGUAUAAUAUUGAAAAACUAGGUUAGGUUUUACAUGCUUCAAAUUUCAAUAUUGAUAUAAUUCGUCGACGGCAUGGCGGUAUUAGAGAUGAAGAAUCCACGUGAAAAUAUGAAGAACGAUAAGAAAGGUGAAAAGGCGGCGGUGCGUUUGAAUGCCGAGUACAUAAAGUACGCUAGGAAUUUAGCUGGCAAUGAUAAGGAGGAAAGGGACAGGGCUUUGCAGAGCCUUGGGAAGUGGUUCAAAAAAGUCCAGAAGAGCAAAGUAUCUCUAUCAGAGGAGGAAUUGUUAGUGCUAUGGAAGGGACUCUUCUAUUCCAUGUGGAUGUCGGAUAAACUUUUAAUACAGGAAGAAUGUGCUGAAAAUAUUGCACAUUUAAUGCACAAGCUGAAUGAUAAUCAAUUGAUGUUUUUUAAAUGUGGACUCAAAACCCUCUGCAAUGAAUGGUUUGGCAUUGAUCAACUUCGAUUGGAUAAAUUUUUAAUGUUUGCAAGGAGGCUCGUGAGACAAGCCCUGAUUGUUGUAAGGAACAAUGAGUGGAAGUUUGAAUAUGUGAAGCAAUUCCAAGAUAUUAUGACUGAAACAGUGCUCAAUCCAAAGCCUAGUGGAUUCCUUGGAUUGACAAUGCACAUUUCUGAUAUUUAUUGGGAAGAAAUAUCUAAAGUAUCACAAGGAAAGAUGACUCACAAAACGCUUAACGAACUUUUACUUCCAUUCUUGCAUUUCAUUGUGGCUUUGGAUAAUGCCUGUGAUAUCCAAAACUUUUCAGAAAAUAUAUUUCGUUAUCUCAUUAAGCAAACUGAUUUGCACAUAGAGUACGAAGAAAAAUUUGAUGCAUGGAGAAAUAUGGGAUACCCGGGCGGUGAUAUUAACAAGCUGCAAAAGGAAGUGAUUGAUGAUGAAGAUGAUGAUGCGACUGACAAAGAUGUUAGUUUAGGAGAACAAGUUUUAGAUCCUAGGGCUGGAUCAGUGCACGUGACAUUACCGCAACUGCAGUUCAACGCCGGUCAAAUUGCAUCGCUUCUUGAUAAAUACAAGUUUGGAAAGGGUUCCAACAAGAAGUCGCGCGCAGUUAUCAAUAAUUUAAUUGAAGAUUUCAAGAAAGUGGCGAAGAAAGUCUAUCCAUACGGUAUUAAGAAAGUGAAUUUAGAAGAUGGCAAGAUUGACAUUAAGAAAGCCACAAAAGAUUUGAUGAACAUGUUCGAUUCCAAGGAUAAAAAGAAGCGGAAGAGGAAAAGGAAGAAUAAUAAUGAAGCCGUAGCCGUCGAAGAAGAGGAAGUCCAAUCUAAGAAAGGAAAAUUCGAGAAUAAAAACCAAGCCAAUAAGAAUGUAAAGAAAGGAAAAGACGUUGUGCCGGUAAUUCCCAAUGGCGCAGUGAAUGGACUUAAGGUUGAUAAGAAACCGAAGAAGGAGAAGAAUAAGAGGAAAAUUGAUAAUGUUGAAGAUAUUCAAUUGAAUCAUACGAAGAAACGGAAUUUGAAUACUAGUACCAUUGAAGAUGUUGUUAAUAAUUUUGAGAUGGAAUUCACUCGAAACUCCGGUACUUGGUAUGUUUUUUCAGCAGAUGAUACUGCUGAAACGAGCAACAUUACUGAGAACGGAAUCCAAUCGUCUCCAAAGAAAUGCGAAAGUCCCAAAUCUCCAAAAAACAAAGUGGACAGUAAUAAAUCUCCAAAAGACAAAGCAGAGGAGGGACCUAAAUCUCCAAAAGUGAAAGAAGAGGAGAGCAUAAAAUCGCCGAAAGGUAAAGUAGAGGAGAGUAUAAAAUCUCCGAAAGGCAAAGUAGAGGAGAGCCCGAAAUCCGCAAAAUGCAAAGCGGAAGGAAGCCCGAAAUCUAAAGCACCUGAAAGCCCCAAAUCACCUAAACAAAACAAAGAUAACGUGAUUCAAAUUGGCACACCAAAAUCAGAAAUUGUUAACGAUUUUCAACCUAACGAGGAAAGUACACCCAAGAAGCUCUUCACGCAAACCGCAUGGGACGUACCCUUGUUGGAAGGAGAAACCGAGAUUUUUGUGCCAUCGAAUAAGUACAAGAAGAAAAUGGAUAAGCUGGGUCUCAAGGCGAAUGUCACCGUCAACGGUCUGCUAGAGAAGUCCGUCCAGAAGAUUAAGGGAAAGAACAGUCGUCACUCCAUGGACCCGAACAUCGUGAGGAAUCCGUUCGCGCGGGUUGGUCAAUCCUCGGUAACGGGUAGCGCGAAGAAAGUGAAGAUCGAUUUGAGGUUGAACAAAUCGCAGGAAAUCCACGAGCACAUGGCCCAGUUGCGCAGCUCCCCAGCCAUUCCAUUCGAUGCCAACAGGAAACCCAGCAAACCCUUGCUCAAACCCAACGCGGUCGCAAGUCCCAUCAACCCGUUUUACAAAAAGAAAAUGUUAAAUAUUUGGUGAAAUAAAUGUAUACA
This is a messenger RNA of Nicrophorus vespilloides, 2478 nucleotides long. RefSeq names its product ribosomal RNA processing protein 1 homolog. Gene Ontology annotation, cellular component: preribosome, large subunit precursor; preribosome, small subunit precursor; nucleus. The transcript is spliced from 8 exons. NCBI's taxonomy places the organism in Eukaryota, Metazoa, Arthropoda, Insecta, Coleoptera, Silphidae. Bases 152 to 2464 code for a protein of 770 amino acids. The record is from RefSeq and is a predicted model, not a curated record. Gene Ontology annotation, biological process: rRNA processing.